GAGUUGUUGUGGACCAAUGGGAGAGCAGCGGUGAGGAUGCAACCGUGAUCCAGGAAAAAACAGCCCAUUGUUCCUGGGACGUCGGAGAAGUGUGACCUCCCUCCUGCCGGCUCUGCCUGCUCGGCCUAACAGCACACUGAAGGACUCAGGACUCCCAUUGACAGGUCAGAAUGAGUGGGGGAGUUAACGUGAAGUCAGCCGCCCGUGGACCUCCCUCAUCAGGAAUCCCUCUUCCCCGCAGCCUGCUGCCCUCCUCUCCCAAAGCAGAUCCCCGCCGCCGGGCCAGUGAUCUGCCCCGGCCCUCAACGCACACUCCCAAACACACACCCACGCACUCGCCUUCACUCUGCCCACGAAACUCCAGCAUCGCCGGGCCUCCCUCCAGGGAUCCGCUGAGAGAUGCCAGCUUCAAAAGUCAGCUCUUCCAGCGGACUGGAGCUCUCCCAACACCCCAGUUAUCACGCUCUGCCUAUAGCAGCCCACUGAACCAACGCAAAAUACAACCACCGAUACACUCCAAAGACACACUGGAUCUGGGAAAACCUGCAACCUCACAAUACCCAAAUGAUGGCAACUGCAACAGAAGCACUUUCACCAAUAAGAACCAAGCAUGGGGAGCCAGCAACCUGCGUCCACCGCUUCAUGUCAGGAGAGGAGACAACUCAAACACUGUUACCCAGGCAGUUAGUGAUAGAAUAGCGGGGAGAGCGGAGGAGCCUUCAGAAAACCACCAACCCCAGCCCACUGUGCUGAACAACGGUAACAUUCGGCCUGCUCUUGCUCAAUCAGGCUACGAACAUGCCAUCAGAGGUCAAAGUGACUCCACCAGCCAAUCAGAUGAGGAGAUGGGGACACCUGAAGACAACAGUCCGGCCUCCUCUCCUGAUGAUCUGCUGCUGCCUCCCAUCACCUUCACCAUGCCAGUAAUGUCCAAAACAUUUGCUGAUAAGCAGAACCUACACAAGGAGGAUGCAUCUAUGGAGACACACAUGCCCAAAGUCAACAUGGCUACCGUGGCUCCCUUCAGCUACAGGUUCCAGGCACAGGAGAGGGAUUUUUCAGUGGACGAACUCAGUGAUUGCUCUUCUGGAUCAAUAGAAGUCUGCUGUGAUGACCUAACGCCAGGAGGGAUGCUGGAGGCUAAUGUGGCUAACAUUAGCAUGACGGCUAAGCCCAGAGAGCUGGACCUCAGGUCUGCGGCUGUCUCCUGCCAGGAUCCUCCAGCCCAGGCCAUGGCCUCGAGGAAGCCACUGGCCAAGCCCUCUGCUCUGCCUCAGGGGCCCUCACGUCCCUCUGGGUCGGAGCUCAAGGUCUACCGGCCCACCUCUGGAUCUAUCCCCAUUCCAAUCCCCAAUCCAUCCGGGCUCCGGAAGCAGCGGUCAUUGAACAACCUGUCUGUGCUCACUGAUGCUGAGAAGAAGCUGCAUCUGUAUCAGUCUCCCCGGUGGAAUGAUGAUACAAGUCGGCCUGGCACUGGGACCAGCAAAGUGGGCCAGAGUAAGACAGGUCAAGCUGGUGGUGGGAGACCGCCACUCUCCCGGACACUUUCAAAGUCAGAACAGUCUCUGUUCCAGGGGAAGCCCAAAUCUUUCUGUUCCCCGCCUGUAACUUCUAAUGUGGGCAAGCCCAGUCGAAUCCCUGCUCCUGGUAAACCACGGGGACCUUAUGCUGAGGUCAAGCCCAUCAGCAAGGCCUCUGAGGCAGGCCAGAGUGCAGAUUCAGACCAUGCUGACCACCCAACUAAAGCUAACUCCAAUGGAGCUGGGAGUACUGGAACUAAUGGCAAGAAACCAGGAGAGAAAGUGAGAUCUGGUUCUUUGUCAACGGAGGAAAAGAAAGACAAGAAGGGGAUAGAAGGAGAAGAUGAUAAGAGCUUCCUAAAGGUGGACCCAGAGUUAGUGGUGACGGUUCUGGGAGACCUGGAACAGCUGCUCUUCAGCCAAAUGCUAGACCCAGAAUCCCAAAGGAAAAGGACCGUUCAAAAUGUUCUGGACCUUCGACAGAACCUGGAAGAAACCAUGACCAGCCUGAGAGGGGUGCAGCUUAGCCACAGCUGUGUAGAGGGGACCAUGUGCUACGACAGUGAUGAAGCUGCUGCCUUCUCUAUUUCCAGUCUGUCAAAUCGCUCCUCUCCGCUGUCCUGGCGUCAGGGUCAAGCUAGCCCCCGUCUGCAGGCCGGUGAGGCUCCGUCCACAGGCAACGCCCAGUCAGACGUUCCCCUCCGGAUCAGCCACACCUCUCGUAUCAACCUCAUCGAAGCCCUGGAUGACUCCGACCCGGCACUCCUGAAGGGAGAUUACCUCAGCGACAGCGACCUCGGCGGGAAGAGCCCCAACGAUGAUGAUGAAGAUGAUGAUGAUAUUGAUGACCUGGGGAAUGGCUGGGAUGAGAGCAGCUCCAUCAGCAGUGGACUGAGUGACGGCUCCGACAACCUGAGCUCUGAGGAGUUCAACACGAGUCCCACUCUCAACUCCCUCCCCACCACUCCCAUUGGCUCCCGCAGAAACUCAACUAUCGUGAUGCGUACCGAUGCAGAAAAGAGAUCUCUAGUGGAGAGCGGCCUGUCCUGGGAUUCUGACGACAACAACAAACCCAGCCGCAAGAGCCAAGGCAGCAGCGUCUACGAUACAGGAAGUCUGAAGUCCGAAGCCGGCAAUAAGUGGAAAAAGACGCGACCGCAAGGGGAGGGUCUGGAAGGGGGAAAGGGUGAACUGAGGAAACCACACACCUUGGGUCAAGGAAAUGUGCUGAAGAAAGGAAGAAACCCACCUGUGGGUGUCACAUCUCCAAUCACACACACCUCUCAGAGUGGGCUGAAAGUGGCAGGUACAGUAAAGUCAGAUGGGAAGCCCAUGGAUAAGUCUCGAUUAGCAGUGAAGACUUCAGGUCUUCAGCGCUCCUCUUCCGAUGCUGGAAAAGACCAUCGAAAUGGUUCCGCAACUGGCGAGCAACGAAAACCCCCAUCUGGCCUAGUCAGACCUUCAACGGGUGGAAACUUUGGUUUCAAAAAACCCACCACAGCUACCAGUAAUGGCACAAAUGCGCAUACUGUGACAAGUACAGGUGGCAGCGCUAUACCCACUGGCUCAGCAACUGUAGGGAAGAUUCCCAAAACGUCAGGUAUUCCUGUCAAGCCAGGUGCUGGUGGAGGAGGACGUAAGACAAGUCUGGAUGUUUCAAGCAGCGACCAAAGUGGUUUUCUGUCUCCAAAUGCCAGGACAUCUCUCCAGUACCGCUCUCUGCCUCGCCCAGCAAAGACAAGCACCCUAACUCUAACCCGGCCAAGCUCAGCUCGCCCAGUGAGCAGCACCAUGGACACAGGCUCUGGGCUAAUGAAACCCUCCACCACAGGCCCUCAGGGCUCGAGGCUCAAAGAGCCGGGCUCAGGGCUUGGCUCUGGAACAGGUCUGAGUAAGACAGGGGGACGUGGGAUCCCAUGUCCCAGUCCAGUCAAUCAGACGGACAGAGAGAAGGAAAAAGAGAGAGCCAAAGCUAAAGCUGUAGUAUCUGACUCUGAAUGUGGAGGUGGUUCUCUGAAGGGAAGUCCUGCUCAGACGCCCUCAGAGAAUGGGGGGAAACUCCAUGGGCUGAGGCCUCCCAGCAGUGGCAAGAGCACAGAUUUGCCUUCGACCAACACUCACAGGUUGUCUGGCGUGCGCAGCCUGGCAAAGCCUCCAUCCAUGGCCCAACUUGACAAGCUGAACUCCAAUAGUCUGGAUGUGGAGAUUCAGGACUCCCUGCCUCCUAAGAUUCCUCCAUACUCGAAGCUUCAAGACCUCUCUAGCUCUACAGGCAGCUCCGCUAACCCCUGCCUGACCCCCAGUCCCGCCCCUUUACUCAAUGUGAACUCUUCGGCCUGUUUUUCCAGCCCAGGCAUGGGGUUGGGACCGAGGCAAGUCACCUCCCUGGGAGUUGCGAGUGAAGGUAGCACCUCUCCCCUGCUCUACCCUCGUAUGUCUGGGUUGCAUCGCAGCAUGGAGUCUCUACCGCUCCCGAUGAGUCUGGCCCCAGAGCCCCAGGAGAGAGAGAAGAACAGGGGGAGGGAGAGUUUGGUGAGAGGCUACACCACCAUCGAGUCCCGGGACAAGGAUAGACAGGAAGACAGGGGCCCUCCUUCCAGCUGGAGCUCUGGAAGUAAAGUCUCAGUGGGUCUCAACGACAGUUCUCAGAGAGACAGAAACACACUGCCAAAGAAAGGUUUAAGUUUCAGCAGUGCCUCCCAGGUUGAGGAAGAGGGGAAGGAGAAAGGAGAGAGGAGGCACUCCCACACUGUUCUCAGUAUGACCGACUCCCUCACACUUCCACUGCUGUCCUCUCCCACCUCCCUGCCCCGGACCUCUACAACCAGUAUGGUACCCAGCCCUGUCGGUGGACCUCCGAGGAUGACUCGAUCCAACAGCAUCCCAACGCACGAUGCCUCUAUGGAGCUGUACGGGGCGUCGCCGCUGGGUAGCACUCUGUCGCUGGCUGAACGUCCCCGCAGCAUGGGAAUGGUUCGCUCCGGAUCCUUCAGGGACAGGGAGUCCAAUGACGAAGUUCAUGGGUCUGUGCUCUCCCUGGCAUCCAAUGCCUCGUCAACCUACUCUUCGGCUGAGGAAAGGAUUCAGGGAGAGCAAAUCCGCAAGCUGAGGAGAGAGCUGGAAUCGUCCCAGGAGAAGGUGUCUAACCUGACCACACAGCUGACGGCAAAUGCAAAUCUUGUGGCCGCCUUUGAGCAAAGUUUGGCACUGAUGACAACUCGGCUGCAGACUCUGUCAUUAAGCCAUGAACAAAAGGACUCAGAGCUGGGGGAGCUGCGGGAGACUAUUGAGGUUCUGAAGGCGAGAAAUGAAGAAGCGCAGGCUGUCAUACACGGAGCCUUAAACGCCCCAGAUAACAUGAAAGACGUGCGUAUUCGACGUCAGAACUCCUGUGAGAGCAUCUCCAGUCUGAACAGUUUGACCAGUAUGUCGAGUGUAGGCAGCCUGAAGGACCAAGAUGCCAAGAAGAAGAAGAAAAAGAGCUGGCUGAGGAGCUCCUUCAACAAGGCAUUCAGCAUUAAGAAAGGCUCCAAAACCUACUCCGACAUUGAGGAAAUCGCCACCCCAGACUCCUCAGCACCCAACUCCCCAAAAAUGCCUCAUGAAGGGGGAGAGGGAGAAGAGAAUCAGCCUUCAUGCCUCAAAACCUCAGCCUCUGCCACCUCUUCUGUGAUCAUGGAAACUACAGAGGAGGGAGACAACGAGGAAACGGCAGUAUCAGACUUACGCUCAGAGCUGUGGGAGAAAGAGAGGGCGCUGACGGACAUCCGACUAGAGGCCUUAAACUCUGCACAUCAGCUGGAGCAGCUCAGAGAAGCCAUGAACAACAUGCAGUCAACGGUGGAGAACCUGAAAGCGGAAAAUGAUCAUUUGAAAACCGGGAGUCAGCUCCACCUCCCUAGUUCGGGUCCCACCUCCUCCACCUCCCAGCCUUCAGGCCUAGCCUCUCUCCUGGGGCCCUCACUGAGGCAGCCAAUGUCUAUGUCCCUCACCAAGUCCUUCAGCCUCAGCCUGAAUGAUUGUAAAGAUCCAGAAGUGUGUCCCGGUGACAUGCUCAGUGUGUCCUCCCAGCGUGAUGAAGUAUGCGCACAAGUGCUGGUUCGCAUUGGAGACCAAGCAGAGGACAGUAAACAGCAACACGAAUAUUAUCUGGGUUCAGUUCUGGUCAGUGCCAGGACUGACUGGGCCUGUCUCGACUCCCUCAUAACUAAGACCUUUAAAGACUAUUUAACUCAAGUGGACCCGACAUCCAGCCUCGGUCUGACCUGCGAUUCCCUGCACAUGUACCAGCUGACCCAGGGAGGGCAGAGGGUGAUGGGAGGGGACAAACCCCAAACGUCACCUUAUCGAUGCCUUGGCAAUGUUCCCGCUCAUAUUAUUGUCACCUUAAAAGGUCUCAGAGAAAAAUGUGUUGACUCGCUGGUAUUCGAGACUCUGAUUCCAAAGCCCAUGAUGCUGCACUACAUCAGCUUGCUGAUGAAGCACAGGCGUCUUGUUCUGUCCGGGCCCAGCGGGACGGGAAAGACUUACCUAGCUCAACGUCUGGCCCACUACCUCCUGCAGCGCAGCCGGACCGACUCAUCUGAGGCCGUCCAUGAGCCGUGCCUCCUGGGUCGAAGCGCUGCUGUCACAUUCAACAUGCACCGCCAGUCGCAAAAGGACUUGCAGUUGUAUCUGUCAAAUCUAGCGAAUCAGAUUGACACAGAGAGCGGAGGAGAACUGCCGCUGGUUGUUAUCAUAGAUGACAUUAGCGACUCAGCGGCCAUCACUGAGCUGGUUAAUGGAGCGCUCACCUGCAAGUAUCACAAAUGUCCUUAUAUUAUUGGAACAACCAAUCAGCCUGCGAAGAUGUCAUCUAACCACGGGCUGCACCUCAGCUUCAGGAUGGUGAUAUUUUCCAACAACGUGGAGCCGGCAAAUGGGUUCCUGCUGAGGUACUUGCACCGUAAAGCUGUAGAGGCCUACCAGGAGGAGGAGCAAGACUCGGCCCGGCACCAGGCUCUCCUCCGUGUUCUCGACUGGAUACCUCAGCUCUGGUAUCACCUGCACGCGUUCCUGGAGAAACACAGCACCUCAGAUUUCCUCAUAGGUCCCUGCUUCUUCCUGUCAUGCCCAGUGUCAGUUGCAGAGUUUAGGCAGUGGUUCAUUGACCUGUGGAACCACUCCAUCAUACCGUACCUGCAGGAGGGAGCCAAAGACGGCAUCAAGGUGCACGGGCACAAAGCAGUAUGGGAGGACCCAGUUGAGUGGGUUAGAGGCACCCUCCCUUGGCCCAACGCACAGCAGGACCAGUCCAGGCUCUUUCAUCUACCUCCUCCCAGCAUAGGUCCACUUAGCGAGGAGAAGAAGCCCCCCAAAGAUACACCUCCACCCAGCACACUGGAGUCAGACCCACUGAUGGCCAUGCUGCUGAAACUCCAGGAGUCAGCCAACUAUAUAGAGUCUCCAGAGAGGGAAGGCAGUCUGGAUCCCACUCUGCAAGCUACUCUCUGAUCUGUCUGUCAAUAAAGCUAAGGAACUAUGGACUCCACAUUAUGGCUGACACGAGUGCAGCCCCCACGAGAAUUCAGUGACUCAAUAAUGAACUUUAUGGUGUGCUCAGUGAGCAGUCCUAAAGCUAAAUGUAAAGGAUCUACAGAAAGAUAGAGUGAUUAUGGACAAAGGGUUUGCUCUGCCCUGCUAUCAGAACAUUGGAAAGACAAUUAAACUGCUCUCAUAGGAAGCUGUGAUGAUCAAGUCAGGGAAAGACGUCGACUUGUCUUCUCUCUGCCCUCAGUUUGUCCCAGAUGGGUUGUUGUUGACUCUGCAAGUGCAUGGUGACCGGAAUAGUUUGAUGCAAAAUAUUACCUAUAGUCCUGUUGAUCAAGACCCAUUUCUUUCCUUUUCUUUUAUUUUUUCUUUCACUGUCCCAUCCUUCACUUCAAAUAUUGGUGCUUACAGGUUUUCUUUGAGGCCACAUACUUCAUUUAAGAAAAAAGAAAAGCAACACAGCGUGACUCCUCUAGCAGUAGAACCAUCACUCGACAGCAGCUAAAAUGCACUUUAUUUUUUACUUGUGAUAAUUGGAUUUUAGGAGGCUGUGUCGAUAGGUGAUGUGUAUCAAAUAGGGGACCAUCAGUUUGGCCAAGCCAUGCAGUUCACGAUUAAAUCCUGUAGAUGGCAGCAACGAUUCCUGCCUCAGUGCUCUUUUGGUGCAUUCAGUUUUAUCCAAGGUGCUCAGUAGAAUCUACCACACACUCAGAAACUACUAUGAACAUGGCCUUGAAUGUUUUCUUCUUCUUAGUUUAGCCAGUUUUGUAAAUUUAUCACAGAGCAAAUAUCAGAACUGUGAAGCUGUAGGAGUGACAUGCAUGGGCAAAUAAUGAAAUGAAUCCGUUUGAAUCAAAAAUGUCACCAUCGGUGGACUCGGUAGCCAAAGGUGUGCUGAUAUCAUAACCACAGAAACUGACAUUAACCCAGCUCAGCAUACUGUAUUGUAUACACACACACACACAUAAAAAAAUAACAAAAACUGCUUGUCUGCCAGAACAGCCUACCAUUUCUGGCUAUGCUUGCAUAUAUUCUGUAUUUAGAUGAGUUUUCAAACCAACUUCUCUUGUAAUAGCUGAGGAUACAGCUUUGAAAGUCUUGAUUUUGUAGGAUUUUGUACUGAGUCAUCUUCAAUGAUUGCCUGUAUACAGUAAAUGUCACCAACGUAUACUCGACAUGUCAUCGAGUCCGAGAGGCAUUAACAGCACCGUCAUGACCGUUUCCGUCAAUUUUCAUUCAUCAUCCCGCAAGAAGAAGUAGACCCCAUUAGUUUAAAAAAAAAGAGAAAUGUACAAGUAACAUUUUCCUUCCUUUUUGCAUUUCCUUUUUAUAUCUUUGAUAACUUUUUCAAAUUGCAGAUCAGUUUCCUUCUCAUGCAUUUUUUGGCUUCCUCCCAUUCCUUUCUUUCAUUGAUUUGCACAUAGAAUAUGUUAGAAAGUAGUGGAUUACAGUAUUUAUUGCUCACAUCUUGACUGUUAUUGCGACGAAGGAAGAACGUUUAAAAAAGUUGCGCAAGAGAAGGAAACUGUAGGUAGUGGAGAUACUCUCCAACCUCUCAGCCCCUCCACCCUGAAGUACCUCAGACUGCCAUAUUCUGUCCAGAUGUUUCUCUACUUUCCGAUGAAGGUGCUGGUGUAAAGUAGAGACAUGAUGCCUAAGUCUACCUGUGCCUGAAACACAAUUUGGCCUAAAGCUGCUUCGGCGCUGCUUUAAUCUACCACGCGGAGGCCUCGAUUUUAGAGGAAACACGAUUACUUCCUCUGACCUACUCUGAUGUCACUUUAAUGUCAUCACCUCGAUGCCCAGGUUUUGGGUGUAGAGUGGGUUAUCGGUUUCGACGGGGUAGUCAUCAUGACAAGCUGUUGGUAAAGAUGACGUGUGUGUUGGAUAACUCUGCAGUGAAUGUGUAUCGUGACGUGGCUGCUAGUGUGCCGUUUGACACCAUUUUAAACUUAAGCGUGACGUCACUGAGGAGUCGCCCGAGAGCGGAAGAGCAGAAAUCAUCGUGGAGAUGUCGGUGCAUGUAUCCCCGGUGUGUUCCCAAAGUUUGCUUUUCAUUGGACCUACCACGCUUAAACCUUACCAUGGGAGGGAUUUUUAAUAACUGGACAUCUUCCUCUUUUCGCAUUGAUUUUAAAGAGCAGAUGUGGGUUUUUUUUGUUUUCUUAUGCAAAUAUUUGUAAAGGUUUCUUCCUCUUUUGUACAUGGCAUCACUAUUGUAAACACUGUAAAUAGUCACUGCAUCUGCGACAACAAUCACUAAAGAGAGAUCUAAGAGAAAGCUUGGCCCCCCUGUAUGCAGAAAAUGAGCAUCCUCCUGUGGUUUUAUUGUCUUCCUCCUGCAGGAAGGAGCACUUGGCUGAAAAAGUGGGCUUCAUAAUGGUUGUAUGGCAUGUCUCUAUAGCCACAUCAAAUCCCAUAUGUCUAACAUUGAGCAAUGGACACAAUAAAGUCAUGCCAUUCUUCACAUCA
Molecule: messenger RNA, 9521 nt
Organism: Acanthochromis polyacanthus (spiny chromis)
Lineage: Eukaryota; Metazoa; Chordata; Actinopteri; Pomacentridae
Product: neuron navigator 1-like
Exons: 32
Coding region: 171-7013 (2280 amino acids)
Biological process (GO): neurogenesis; microtubule bundle formation; neuron migration
Cellular component (GO): microtubule cytoskeleton; axon initial segment
Molecular function (GO): ATP hydrolysis activity
Source: RefSeq, a predicted model, not a curated record